Cucurbita moschata (crookneck pumpkin) is the source of this 2980-nucleotide messenger RNA. Its product is annotated as pentatricopeptide repeat-containing protein At1g63080, mitochondrial-like. The transcript is spliced from 3 exons. The record is from RefSeq and is a predicted model, not a curated record. NCBI's taxonomy places the organism in Eukaryota, Viridiplantae, Streptophyta, Magnoliopsida, Cucurbitales, Cucurbitaceae. Gene Ontology annotation, molecular function: protein binding. The coding region runs from base 257 to 2404 and encodes 715 amino acids.
AUUUCUUUUUCAGUUCAUCGCGCAACUCCAAUUUGAUUCUGCUUCUGUUUAUCGAAAUUAUGAGCUUCACGUUUAUUCAAUCACCCAAUUACGCCUUUUCAUCAUUUCGGAAGAAUGUAGAUUCUUUUUUCUGCUGAAAGCAAAAUUUCUCCGGCAGUUUUUGGUGUCUAAAAUCGAUGGAUUUUAUCCAUUCUAGAUUUCAGCCAAAAUAACUUAAGUGGGGAGUUACACAAUGGUAAUCUCGUGAUAAUCUUGAAUGGCUGCAAGGCUCAUGCCGUCGACUCUUAUGAAGAAAUUUCUCAAAGGGGUUAAACCAAAUUCAUGCUUAUCUCCAAUUCUUAGUGGUAAUUAUGUUGAUUCUUUCCUGGAAAACAAUCAGAGUAAUCCAAGGUUAGAAGAAAGUACACAAUCCUUGAACAAUAAGUUCGUCUUAAACAACUCGGUCAAAGGUUUGGAUAAUGAAAAUAACCUGAACUCAGAGGUAGAAAUCUUCAAAUGUUUGGCUAUCCAGAAGGGAUUUUCCCAUACGGUCCAAACAUAUUAUGUGACGAUUCUCAAGCAGGGUUUGGAUGGGAACGUUGAGGAAAUGGAUAGGACAUGUCAAGAUCUCGUGAAGGAUGGGUGUCUGGGUGUUGAAGAAGUUAUUGUCACUUUGGUUAAUGCCUUUGUUAGACAUGGUAGAACCAGAGAAGCACUUCGGGUACUUCCUCAUGUAAACUUGGUUGGUUUAAAGCCUUCGAUAGAGACAUUUAACGUUGUAUUGGCUGUUUUCGUUGAGGAGAACAGAGAUAUUGAAGAGGUUUUAUUUGUUUACAAAGAGAUGGUGAAAGCUAGCAUUGUACCAAAUGUUGACACAUUAAAUUUUCUGUUAGCUGCAUUGUUUCAUGCUGAACAAAUCAAGACAGCCAUGAACCAGUUUAGGAGAAUGAGCAAGAAAGGAUGCGUUCCUAACAGUAAAACCUUCGAGAUUCUCUUAAAUGGUCUAAUUACACGAAAUCUAGUGGAUGAAGCUGUUUUAGCUUUGGGUAUAUUAUACAAAAUUGGGUGCGAACUCGAUUUGAGCUUUUAUACAUGUGCAGUAUCUUUAUUUUGUAGGGUAGACAGAAUAGAUGUUGGAAGCUGGUUGUUUAGAAUGAUGAAAGCUUCCAAUAUUAUACCAGAUACCUUGAUUUAUAGUACUCUAAUACAAAGUUUGUGCAAAAAUCUAUUAUUAGAUGAGGCAUCAUUUCUGCUCGAAGAGAUGGUUGAAAGUGGUUUGAUGCCUGAAGACAAUGUAUAUGUUAGUAUUAUAAAAGUUUUUUUUGAGCUUGGGAAAACCGAUGAGGCUAUAAAGUUUGUGAAAGAUAGAUGUUUUUUGUUCACUUCUCCUCACAACGCAUUGCUUGAAGGUUGCUGCAAUGUUGGAAAUAUCUUAAUAGCAAAUCGUGUCUUAGGACAAAUGUCGAAAAUGAGUAUUGAUGAUUGUAAAUCUUGGAACAUAGUUAUUGGAUGGUUGUGCAACAAUGCAAGAAUUGGAAAAGCUUUUGAAUUCCUAGGUAAAAUGAUUGUGUUGUCAUUUGUGCCUAACAAGGACACAUAUGCAGCUCUUAUAAUUGGAAAUUGUAAAUCCAGGAGGUACGAGGCUGCAUUACAGUUAAUGAACGAGGUACAUGCUAGAUGUUGGGUUCUUCAUGCUGGAUGUUAUUCCGAGCUUAUCGAAAGCCUUUGCCAAGCCAAAAGGACUCUUGAGGCUGCAGAAGUCUUUUGCUACAUGUCUAAAAACAGAUACCCUCUUCAUCCUUCUUUAUUUGAUACAUUGAUCAAAGGGAUAUGUGAUUUAGGACAUAUCGAUGAAGCUUUAGUGCUGCUACAAUUGGCAUGUUAUGCUGGUACUUCUUGUAAAACCGUGACGUAUGCUUCUAUCGUGUAUGAGUUGUCUAAAUCUAACAAGGCAGAGAUUGCCUUACUAGUCUUAUCACAGAUGCUGGUGUUGGGCUAUAGCCUUAAUUUGGAGACAUACUGCAUUUUCAUACAUAGUUUUUGUGCCAUGAAUCGGGUAAAGGAUUCUAUAACGCUUUUCAACCGUAUGGUCAAUGAGGGCCUUCUACCUGAUUCAGAAAGACUUCAUGAUUUAUUGUUAUGUAUAGCUGAUCAUUCUCAGCUACAUAUGAUUUUGACUACAAUUGAUAAACUUAUUGCACAUACUGACCUUGUAAAUACUGCUACUUACAACUUGCUUAUCAAUGGGCUAUGGAAAGAGGACAGAAAAUAUGAAGCAUGUAAAUUGUUGGACUCGAUGUUGGAAAAGGGGUGGGUACCGGAUGCUACGACUCAUGGAUUGCUGAUUGGCUCUCUAGUUAAUGAGAAUUCGGUCAUUGAGGAUAAUGUAAGCAGCAUACUUGUUGAGGGCCUAGGGAAUACAUGAGAACCGACUUUCACAGGAGAAUGCCAUUUGAUCCAUCGACGAUCGAAGGCCUGGGGUGCCAUUUGAUCGAUUUAUGGUUCACAUGUAUCAUUAAUGCUGGCCUCUUUGAUUGUUUGACUGUAAAGACAUUUCUCAAGCUUUCUCCUCAACACUUAUCCCCCCUUAUAAAUGAGCAAUGUCAAAUGAGCAAAUGGAUACAACCGGAUCCUCUCUCCACAAGCAGCAACAGAAAGAACAGUUUUGAAUUAAAAGGGGCCAUGGAGGGAAAGAAGCUAUCGUGCAAGUUAAAGUAAUACGAUCACGUGACGUAGGAGUUUCAUCUACCUGCUAGGAUGUGCAUUGAAGCGAGCCAGAGGUAACUUUCCAAGUUAAGGAUGUCGUAGACAUUUUACGGCUUCAUCAUAGCUGAAGUAAUAGAGUCGAACUUAUAUAGAUCGUUGCAAGUUCUGGGAAUACCGUCCAAUCUUCGUAAUAUAUUCAUUGACCUGUAGACAAGCCUGGUGAAUGAUUGAAUUCAUAAGAGGAAAAAUGUUGUGGACUACGGAGGCUUGGGCUUUGUUAUGGUGUUUGUGGCUC